Messenger RNA from Lachancea nothofagi CBS 11611, 3474 nucleotides. The record is from the annotation of a GenBank genome assembly. Lineage: Eukaryota; Fungi; Ascomycota; Saccharomycetes; Saccharomycetales; Saccharomycetaceae.
AUGACCUCGCCUCCUAUCGACAGGGUUCUCUACCAGGAAGACUACCGCAAGUACAAAAUAGUGCGGAAUGAGCUAACAACGUUUCUCGCGACGCAGCAGUUGGAUUUUAAUGAUCAGCAGCUAUUUCUUCUACUUUCUCACAACGUCCACUCUAAUGGUCUCAACUUAUAUCUGCCUCUAAUGGUGGCCAAGAUAUAUGAGCUUCCGGAAACAGGCGUUCAGUACCAAGUGAUUCUUCACUUUAAACACCAUAAACAAUUUCCCUCUAUACUUCAGUUACCAGAUGGACAAACUGAGGUAUCUACGAAUCUUCCAAUUGACGGAUCAUGCUACUGGAAUUUGGUAAUACCGCUGUCACAAUACAUCAUGGCCAAUGUCAGGCCCUCAGGUGACUAUUCUCACCUCACUGGGUCCCAAAAGCAGAAGAAAUUCAAUGGUGAAAAAGCCAAAAUUGCCGCCCAAGAAUACUUGAACACUGCCAACUCCUCUAAAUCGGCUGUAGCUAACAGAUACGGUGUCUCUCUUUCCACACUCAACGAUGCUAUCAAAAGAUUGAAGCGUCAGCGAGAGUUGAUAUCAAAUGAAAAUGCAGGGCAUUCCAUGGACUAUAGAUUAGCAACUGACCAAACGACACGCAAAAGGGUAGCCAGUGUUGCUCUUUUAAACGUACUAAACUCGCCUGUUUCCCCAUCCAAACGCUGCCGGCUUGUACCGCAGAUGAGUUUCAAAUAUAAUAUUCCAGAAAGAACACUUCGCGAUCGGCUCAAAACUCUCAACCCAAGCAUAUCCAAAGCCGCCGAAGGUCUUCGUCGCCGGAAACUUUCCCAAUCUGCCGAGCAAUUUCUCACUACAUUCUAUGCUAUUUGCAGUAUGCAAAAUGCACAAAUCACAGUUAAGCAAGCUGACGCAAUUUGUGAGCUAAUGGCUACAACUACAGAUUGUUCAGAUGUCAAACUAUUCAGUUCUACGCUUGACGAAAAUGGCAAAAUCAACCUGCCGCAGUUGCUUCGAGACCAAGAGACACAUCUAGGAAAGAACUUCGGUUGGAGAUUUCGCCAGCGCAACGGCUUUGCGUCUUCUAAAGCCAAACGCAUGGACUCGCGCAGACUAAGAGCAUCGGAUGUAAACAAUAUCGCAAUGUGGCUUAACGAAGAUGCUUUCAAAAUUUUGAAUUCUACGCCCGCGGAGCUGAUUUUCAAUGCGGAUGAAAUCGGCUUUGCGCAUACUCUAAACUCUGUCAACCAGCAUUCUCGGUAUGUUAGUCUGAACAAUCCCAACAAAAAUAAAAGGAAAGGUGUGGUUUACAAAGUGAAAGAAGCGGAAGCUGAUCCAAAAACUCUAACCACUGUUACGGCCUGCGUUUCCGCAGCAGGUGUAAUUGUCCCCCCAAUGGUAACUGCAGCUUCUUCUAUAGCUAAACACAAAACUGAAUGUCACAUAUUCAAUCCGCGAUUCGAAACUUUGGCGAGAUCGAAGCUAUAUCCUGGAGUGAGCGAAACUGUAAAUCUAUUAUUUACCUCCAAUGGAUGGAAUAACUCUAGGGCUUUUUUCGAGUAUGUCAAGUGGUUUGAUGCUCAAACGCUUCAUAUUGCAAAGGAGCAUAGUCACGAUGGAAGAUUGCGACAGAGAGUGUUGAUUGUGGAUAAUCACUAUUCACACUAUUGCCAAAACGUUCUAGAUUUUGUUGCAGAGAGGCGUAUCAUACUUUUACUACUUCCUCCUAAUACCACCCAUGUCCUCCAACCGUUAGAUGUUGGGGUUUUUAGUAAUUUGAAAAAGAAAGUUCGUGCAUUGGCCACUGAAUGGUGUCCUAGUCCUGCCUUGGGCCCAGAUGGAAAGGCUAGGUACGGACACUUUGAUAUCUUGUGCAACUUCAUGAACGCGCUGAACCAUACACUAACUCACGAUUUUGAGCAAACUACCAUAUCUCAAGCAUUCAAAACUGCUGGAAUCUUCCCGCCAGAAAAAACAUUAUUCAAUCCGGCUGUAAGAUCCGUGAUGAAACACUUUGACGCGCAUGCCAAGAUGAAGGAUAUAUUCCUCACAAAUAUUUUACCUGUGACUCAAGAUAGUAGACCAAGGGCUCGAACUAUCGCAGGGGCCACAAGAGAUGACAGUCCUCCAAGCCCAUUAGUUCCAUUGGUCAGCAAUGAAGCAUUUUUCAUUGGCGAGGAUGAAUUGGAAAGCUUGGAUUUUCUAUCAGUCAAUGCGGCAGAGAUUGCGAAUCAAGCAGCAAACGAAUCAGAAAGUGAACAAGGCAGCCAAGAAGCAGAAGAUCUCGAGGGUGUCAAAGAGGAGUCUUCUCCUGACAUAACUCUGACAAAUGACUUUGUAUCUAAAUUCACAUUCGAAGACGUAUUGAAGUUGGUCACUGAUCUUAUAGGCGGCGAAAAUGAUGGUGAAGAGCUAUCGCUGGUACCCAAACUGAUGGAAAGACUAGAUAAAUGUUCAGAAUUGGCUUUUGGAACAGGGUCACACUUAACUAUAACAAAAGAACUGUUCUUAGAGCAACAGGCAAAUGUCAUGGGGAUCGUAAUGUAUCUAAUCUACUUUGGCGCGUGCUUCUUAGGGUUACGUGAACAAAGCAAAAUAGAAGAAGCUUUGCAGAUUUACGAAACUGGAGCCGAAACAGCGAUGAGUUCCAAAGGCACAACAGGAGCCAGACUUACUUCCGACGUUUUAAGAGAUCUAUCAAAGAAGCAGUUUUUCAAAUUAUUUCCAAAAGUGUCAGGAAACAUGGAUCGCCAAUUAUCCAAAAAAAUAGCAACUCUUCAGAACACAUCGCAAGAUGCCCAAUCGAUGAGCGAGGAGCUGAUAAAUGAAUUAGGGUCUAGCGUUUGGGACUUUCUGCAAGGCAUGGUAAAGGAUGAGAACUCUGUGCUCUCGUUGCAAUCAGAGGAGCUAAAAAAGAAGGUGCUUUCCACAGCGCUCAACGCACCAGAGGCACUUGCUAAGGCCGCAACCGUGCGCAGCAUGUUUGAUCAUAAUGGGAAAUUACCAUUCAGCAAAAAACAUAUGCCUUUAGUAUCCAAAAUCGAAAGUAUUGGUGCAGUACCCGACGAGUUGUUAGAUCCUACGAUUUCCGAUCAGGAGUUCGAAUUGAGAUUAUCUGCCUUGCGGGAAGUGGCAACGGGCGCUCUGGAAGAGCUGGCCGCAAUCGAGGAUAGUUCCAACUCUUUGGAAGGCGAUACCAUGAUCGAGGACGAUCCUUUUGACACUGAUGACAAAAAUCAAAAGAUACUUCAGAACUGGUUUUUGGUUUAUCACAUUGAUAACGUCGUUGGGCGCAUCACGAAAAAUAGGGAGAACAUCAAUCUGAAGAAACAAAAUAAAAUUUAUGAACAGAAGAUAAACGCCCUGACGCAAGCGAUAUCAGAAAUGGCCAACAAUGUCCGUUCUUCUACAGACCAACUCUUUUAUGAGAUGCCGGACCCUUUUUUCGAUCUCAGAAUGGUAGAAGAUACUUUCAUAUAA